GCACCGUUAGCAGCAUUUUUAGCUAUCCGACGCCAUUUUUCUCAACGGCGUGGGGUUACGUUGCGGAUUCCUGAGCGAGAAAAAGACUGCAAAAGUGCGUAAAUAGAGGAGAAAGGUCUUCAAAUUUUGUUGGGUUAAAGAAGACGCAAGCCAGGUCCUGAAGAGAAGAGAGGUGGCAAAAACCUAAAAGCAAAGUUUCUGUCCCAAGUGUCUGUCAUGGAAAGAAAUGGAGGAGGAGUUUGUCGGGAGUUCCUGAGGGGAGAAUGCAAUCGUGGCAGCUCAUGCAAGUUUAGCCAUGUGAGCCCUAAAGAGGGUGAGGGUGGUGCUGCCGGUGAUAUGAAAAGUGGGGUCUGUCGUGACUUCUUGAGAAAUGAGUGCGAUCGAGGCUCCCGAUGCAUCUACGAGCAUCCUGCUGGACAAAAGGGAACCUCCAAGGCAGUCAAGUUCUGCCACAAUUUCCAGAACGGUAGGUGCAGAAGUCAAGAUUGCUCCUACCUCCACUGCUCCUCUGAAGAAGAAGAAUAUUACAAGGAAACGGGAAAGCUCCCUCCUGGCCUUGAAGACAUGGUCAGGAACACCAGCGGCAAUAAAGUCUGCAAAGAUUUCCUGAAUGGGAAAUGCUUCCGCCCAAAGUGUAAGUUUCUCCACACGGACGCAGACCGUCUUGGAGGAGGGCCCCCUCGGAAGCGGCCGAUGCCGUCCUGGGAUAGCCGUGAUGAGUUCCACCCCCCACCUCGAGAGGAGCGGGAGAGGAUGCGCAGUCUGGUGAGCAUGGUCCACGAUCUCGAAGAUGAAAACGUCGUCCUGCGGCAUAAACUCAGCCGUAUUCAUCGCCAGGUUCUGGAUCUUACCGAUGACAACAAAGUCCUUCUUGACGAGAACAGACGUCUGCGAGCUCAAAACCCUGAUGCUCUGAGAGCUCCUCCACGUCGCCCUGAAGCAGCUGCAGACGUCCCAUCACUCGACAGCUACCUUAGAGACCGACCCCCAGGUGCUGUACCUUCACGAGCUGCUGCUGCUGCACUGGCUGAGGGCCCCCCACCAAGACCUAGGGCUCCUGGUUACGACGCCGACCGCCUGGCUGCUUAUAAUCCAGAACAUCCAACACCAUAUGAGGGUCGUGCCUCCGAUCGAUACGACUACUCCUACCUGACUGAUGAUGAUUACAUUGAUCAAGGCAUUUGUCGUUUCUUCUUGACGAGCGAGUGUUUCAGUGGAAGCAGAUGCAAGUUUGAGCACCGCAGAGACUUGAUGGACAAGAAGAUUUUGUGGGUUUGUCUUCCAUUCCUUGGAAACAAGUGCAUAUACAAAGACAAAUGUAGGUUUGACCACCCAGAAAGAGUUAAAGGGUUGUCUCUGCUGGCGAGAAUCUGUUGUAACUACCGCGGAAUCAAAGAGGGGGGUAUAUGCGAUGAUAGUCAAUGUCAAUUGUUUCAUUUCACUAAAACAGAGCAUAGAGCCUACGUUCGGGAUAAAAUAAUCCCUGAGAGGUAUAGAGACCACCGUUGGGUGCAGCACAAAAGACCUCGUAAAGAUGACAGUGGUUUGGUUCAGUACAGCAGUGAUGAUGAGAACUUUGAUGGUGACACGAAGAGAAGUGAUGACAACUUGAGAACCGAUUCAAGACCUCAGGAUAGAAAUGAGAGGUCUCGCAAUCAGCGUGAACGGAGCAGGAGUCCACUCCAUUCAACAAGUGGUCAAAGUCGCAGAGAAGAAUCUCCAGUUGCUGCAGACCAUGAGAGGCGCAUAAAGAAGUUGAGAAAGGUGGCUAAAGAUCUCCGCAACGAGUUAAACGACUUGUGGAAAGACAAUAAGCUCUUACAGAGGCAGCUUGACGAUCACAAGGAGUUUCACCAAAGAGACCAAGAACUGAUCACAGACCUCAUGAAAUCAAGAGAUAAACUUGAGGAAGAAGUUAACGCAUUGAGUGGCAUGAAAUCCCAAUUGACCACUCAAAUGACUGACCUGUUUGGUGACAACAAAGUAGUUGUUGAAGAGAACCAGCGUUUAAGAAGACUACUGCAGGAAGCCCAGUCCCGGCCACCGACAAUCACACACAGCCAGCCACCACCAGUUCAACAACCCCUCGCAGACCAAUUUAGAUCUUCACUUAACUCCUCUUCCUAUCCCCAGCAGUCAAAUUUUUGGACAGGCCACUCCGCAGCAACCACUCCGCAGCAACAACUUUGCAGUAACAACUUUUGCAUAGAGGCUGCCGGUAGACAUACGCAUGCACUGAGCGCCGGUCGUGGGCCAGCAACAUCAGCAGCCGGGCAACAUUUACUUAACAGGUUUCCUGCAGGCUUUUUUUGUGUGUGGGUAUUUUUAAAACCAUUCAAGAUGUCUUCUGAAGGAAAAGAUUAUGGUGAUGAUGUGUGUCGUGAUUUCUUGCGUAAUGUUUGUAAUCGUGGGAAAAGUUGCAAGUUUAAGCAUCCAGAGGAUGCCGAGGGAAGUGAAUCAAGAGGCGGAGGCAAUAGCCAUCAGAGGUAUGCUUUUUGCCAUGAUUUCCAGAAUAGGGAAUGUGUCCGAGGUAAUUGUCGUUUCCUGCACUGCUCCCGUGCUGAGGAAGACUAUUACAAAGAAACAGGGAAGCUUCCACCCCAUCUUGAAGAAAAGGUGUCUCGCGGUUACGGGGUAGGUGGUGAGGAGCUGCGGAGCGGAAAUGAUGAUGUUCCCGUUUGCAGAGAUUACCAAAAAGGCGAGUGUAACAGAGGAAGCAAGUGUAAGUUCCGCCACAUGAGCCGUGGGGAUGUUGACUAUGAGGAUCGUCGACGCAUGCGUGCUUUCUAUGACCCUUAUGGCGAUUUUGAGUUUGACCGCAUACGUCGCAGGCCUCCGUUUGAAAGUCGUUUUGGCUAUCUUGAUUUCGAGACCGGGCGUUCUGCUGAUGAUCACUACGGAGCGAGGAGCGCAAUCCGUGAGAGGAUGCGAAGCGCAAGUCGUGACACCAGAGAUUUGGAGGAUGAAAAUCAGGUCUUGCUGCGCAAGGUUGAGGCAAUGCGCAAGCAAAUCUCUGAUCUGACCGCAGCGAAUGAGGUCUUGCUUGAGCAGAAUGCACGCUUGCGGGCAUCAAAGGUUGAAAAUACAACCAAUGCUAUUCUGCAAGCUGAGACACACCUGGUUCGCUCUACUGCGACAGGUGUACCCCUUCUCUCACAGGGAAGUGUUGCUGUUAUCCAGAAGAAUGCCGGUUCACAAGGUGCUUCAGGUGUCACAGCAAUCAAUCUUAUUGGUCAGCAGGAGGGUGGACUUGGCGACAGGUCUCAGGCUACUUUGAUUGCCCCUGAUAUGCAGACCAUACCAGUGUCUGUGUCUCUGCAGCAGGAGUUUCAGCCGGUGUCCAUAUCCUCUGUUAUGACCACCCAGCCAUCCCUGCCCCUGCCAACCUCUAUACUGACCUAUCCAAUUGUGUCACAUAACAUCCACACUGGGUUGGGUCGUUAAGCUGUUGAGCAAAAUGCUAUCAUUAUAGGGACACGUUGCCUUGCAUCGGGCAAGUUGGUCUAUGCAUAUGGUCAGAAAGAUGUUUUGAAAGUAGAAUAUAACGAUCCACUCAAAAAUGGCUUGUAAUUGCAUGAUUUUCCAUAUACAUGUAUGGCACGCCAUUACUUGUUUGUGGAGUUUUUUACUCAAAAAAUUGGCUGACAAUGUUAGUUCUCAAAGUAAAAGGAAAACCACGCAAUUUUGAGGCAAAUUUUUGUGGAUUGAUAUAUUCUACUUAUGAAACAUUACUUUGAAAAACCAGUUUCAAACGCUAUUCAUGGACCAACGCGACCAAUUCAAGGCAACGUGUCCCUUUAAUGCUUUGAGAAGGAUAUUUGUGGAUUUUAUCACUGUGAUCACCGUUGCUGUUCACUCUUUGACGCUACUUGGCUAUAUCUGCAUUCCAUACAAAAACUAGUUUAGUCUUAAAAAGUUUUUUUUACUAACCCAAAUACAUGUUCUUAUUAAGUUUUUGUUGAUCUUUCGGUUUCUGCACUUGGGAAAACACCAGUUAACUUGUAAUGGUUUGUUUUAGGCCCUAUUCACAACUGUGCCAUUUUGAAUAGUUUGUGUUGCCAUCUGAACUCAUUUGGUCCUAAGCGCAUUUUGUAAAAAAAAAAAAUGCUUCAAUUGUUUUCAAUACUUCUCAAAAAACACACCAACAAACAAAAACAGCAAAUGAGUGACAACGUUCUUGGAAGAAUGAUUGAGCCAUUAACUUUUUCAGUACAUGUAUUUGUAUAUUUUUUGUUCAUUCAAUAUUAAUUAAUUAGUUGUAUUUGGUAGCUUUGUAUUUACUCAGAUUUGUUGUAAUUUGUUUUUAAUAUGUACCAUAGAAAGGAGUUGACCAUAUUCCACUUAACUGUGUAUUUCACAAAAUUCCUGUUAAAAAUGUCUGCUUAAUAAAGGAACACGUUGCCUUGGAUAGGACGAGAUAAAAACCGUUUAUAACCGAUCGUUACAAAAUGCAUAUGGUGGGAAAGAUGUUUUAGAAGUACAUGUAGAAUACCUCGAAAUUGCUUGG
Asterias rubens (European starfish) is the source of this 4507-nucleotide messenger RNA. RefSeq lists its product as uncharacterized. The transcript has 6 exons. The coding region runs from base 217 to 3444 and encodes 1075 amino acids. NCBI's taxonomy places the organism in Eukaryota, Metazoa, Echinodermata, Asteroidea, Forcipulatida, Asteriidae. Gene Ontology annotation, molecular function: metal ion binding. The record is from RefSeq and is a predicted model, not a curated record.